Molecule: messenger RNA, 1107 nt
Organism: Triticum dicoccoides
Lineage: Eukaryota; Viridiplantae; Streptophyta; Magnoliopsida; Poales; Poaceae
Exons: 1
Coding region: 1-1107 (368 amino acids)
Molecular function (GO): protein binding
Source: RefSeq, a predicted model, not a curated record
AUGGCCGCGUCUGUCUCUUCACGCCGCCGCAGCCCAUGGACGGAUCUCCACUCGGAGCUGAUCGGCCUCGUCCUCCUGCGGCUGCCGUCGCACGCCGACCGCGUCCGCCUCGCUGCGGUCUGCCGCGCGUGGCGCUCCAGCGCGCGGCUGCAGCAUCCGCUGCCACCGCUGCUCCCCUGGCUAGCUCUCCCCGACGGCACCUUCCUCAGCCUCCCCGACGGCGCGAUCCACCACUUGCCCGUCCCGGACGACGUCUCCUGGCGAGUCUCCACCGGCGACACGCUCCUGCUCGUGCACGGCGACGGCCGGUGCUCUCUGACGAGCCCUUCCCCCGCCGUGACCACCCCCGUCGCUCUCCCUCAGCCACCGUUCUGGUUCCGAAGAAACUCACGCGCCAACCACGUUCUGAAUAGCAUCCACAAGGCCGUGGUUUCCGAUGACCUCAUCGCCGUUCUCAAGUCAAGGUGCCUCCACAACGUCUUCGUCUCUACUCGCGGGCACGGGCCGCCAUCAUGGCGGCAGAAGUGGGCGCCGCCUUCGGGCACCUUCACCGCCGACAUUGCCCUCUUUAAAGGGAAACCAUACGUCCUCACGACAAAAGAGGAGCUGCAUGUCCUGGACGCCGCCGAUCAGCAGCCAUCCAGCACGCUGCCGGUUGUCAAAACCCUAUGCAAACUCGGGCCCCCGAGGGAUGAUGAGGACUUCGGGCAUCCAUGGUUUAAUCCUUUCGACGCAUGGCACUACCUCGUCGUGUCCGGUGAUCAGCUGCUGAUGGUGAAACGGAUAAUCCAUAUACUCCUACCUCUGAUAUUACCGGCAGACAUUAGGAUAGAGAAGCGGACUCACCGGUUUGAGGUCUUUGAAGCGCUCUUCCCCAGUGAUGGUUGUGGAUGGUGGAGAGAAGUCGAUACGCUGACGGGGCGAGCGCUCUUUGUUAGUCAAGGUUGUUCCGAGUCUCUUCCAGCCACUUUUGGCGCCCAGUGUGGUGUCAUCGGAGCUCGAGAAGAUUGCAUCUACUUUGUGACGGAGCGCGACACGAGGUACCACCAGGAGAGGACUCCUCAGAACCCAUUCCUUGACUCCGGCGUGUACAACAUGAGAGAUUGA